UAGAAAGUAAUUCCUCACUUUGAGAGGAAAUUCUGCAGGAUUUAGACACAGCUUUAUCAUGGCUGCUGCCUCCCCACUGAGAAACCUGGAGGAUGAGGUACUGUGCUCCAUCUGCCUUGACUACUUGAGAGACCCAGUAACCAUUGACUGUGGCCACGUCUUCUGCUACCGCUGCGUUAUUAAGGUCUGUGAAUCCACCAGGCAACCCCUGUAUUGUUCCCUCUGCAAGACCCCCUUUAAGAAAGAGAAUAUCCGCCAUGUAUGGCAGAUGGCCAGCCUGGUGGAGAACAUCUGGAGAAUGAAAGUAGAUGAGGAGAGACAACCAAGAGAGGAAAGAACACCUGAGCAAAGAGCAGAGAAGCUGUGUGGGCAGCACCUAGAGAAGCUCCAUUACUACUGCAAGGAUGACCGGCAGAUACUGUGUGUGAUGUGUCGGGAGUCCCAGGAGCAUAGGCACCAUGCUGCAGUUCUCCUCGAGAAGGCUGCACAGCCUUACCGGAGCAAAAUUCUAAACCAUCUGAAGAUUCUGAAGGGAGACAGGGACCGGGUUCAGAAUUUCCAGUCUACAAGAGAAGAUGAGAUUGAGGCCCUGCUGACAAAAUUUCAGAACCACAGACAAGACAUUGUGUCAGUGUUUGAACAGGGCCAUCAGUUCUUGAGAGAAAGGGAGCAGUACCUGUUGGAGUGGCUGGAGGUGCUAGAGCAAGAGCUUGCUGAAGGGAGGAACAGCCAUGUUACCAAGGGCUCUAAGGAGGUCAUCCGGCUUGGGACCCUGAUUUCCGAGUUGGAGAAGAAGGCACAACAGCCAGCACUUGAACUUUUGCAGGACCCAAGUGACAUAAUAAGCAAAUACCCCCGGAAGAAGUUCUGGAUUGAAAAGCCUAUCAGUCCAGCAAUCAGAAAACGGGCAGAAGAAUUUUCAGAUAAACUUCUUUCAUUAGAAAAAGGACUCAGAGGAUUCCAUGGAAAAUUGGUGAGGGAUCUGGAAUACAAGACAAUGAAGAUCAUCCUGAAUUCCCAGACAGCCAAUGGCUACCUCUCAGUGUCUCCAGAUGGGAAGAGUAUGAUAUUCACUGGCUUGUGGAUGAACAAAUACCAACACAGUCAGCGAUUUGAUCCUGAGCCUGGUGUGCUGGGCAGUAAGGGCUUCACAUGGGGCAAAGUGUACUGGGAAGUGAAAGUGGAUAGGAUAUGGUGGGAAGCAGAGGAGGAGGAAGAAGCAAUGAAAUAUAGGUAUGGAGCCAGAGGUAUGUUUAGCAGUAGCUAUCUUGGUAGAUUCAUAGGCAUCACUGAUGCAUAUAGUUCUAUUGGAUACAGAAAUGAGAAUGAAGAGUUGGAGGAACAGUUGUCUCAGGAAAAAGGAAUAUGGCCAAAAUUCUGCCUGGUGGGGGUAGCAAGAGAGUCUGUGGUAAGAAGAGGAUUUCUCAACUUCACCCCUGAGGAGGGAUUCUGGACUCUGCAGCUGUCUUCAGCUGGAGCCUAUAUAUUUACUAGCCCUGAGCCUUUCCGAAUCCUGUCCUACUGUCCAAGGCAGAUUGGAGUUGCUCUGGAUUAUGAUGGGGGGAAGGUAACCUUUAUCAAUGCUAGAACUCAGGAGUUUAUCUAUGAAUUCUCAUCUUCUUUCACUGGGAAAAUUUUCCCUUUCCUGUGGCUUAAUUGCAUGAGAUCCAGACUUACAUUGAGACCAUGAGAGAAGGCCUCAGGCACAGCCCUAGGUUAUUUCAUUUAUCCCUUAUUCCUCUAUAUCAUUCCCAACUUUCUACCUCAACUAACUGUUCUGCUGGGGUUCUGAGUCCCCUUAGCUGACUGGAGCAAUGUGGUAUAUAGUGGGGAGCCAGGAGUCCUCUCUGCUUCAUCUCUAAAAUGAGAGUGGUAAUACUUGACCUGCUUUAUCUAGAGUGGAAGAAUUGAAAUGUCUUCAAAGUACUUAUUAAAAUGAGUGAUAUUGUUAAUCUUUGUCUUCUGUUACCUUUGAUUUUGUCCUUGUCUUCAUCUGCCACUAAGACAGAGGUCUGAGAAAGAGCGACUACGUCAUAGGAUCACAACCUCGGCCACUAAUAGUAAUUGGUUACAACAUCCGUAUCCAUUUCUAAAGCACCUGUCACAUAAUUUCUCCUGAUAGCUUUCUAACCAGCUGGGGAAGUAUUUUGAUACAAUUCAUGCCUGAUGAAGCAUCUGAUCUUUAUAUAUUUUGUGGUUUGAGAUAUCCGGAGUGGGAAUUGGUUUAUUUAUUUUUGCUAUAUUCUUAUAAUCUUUACAGUAAGAAGGGAGGGAGGAAACCAUCGGAGGCUCAGACAUAUAUGUGUUUUUAUAAAUCAUUUGAUUGUUAAGUAAGCUUAUGUCAGCUGAGUUUUGCGAUUGUAGAAACAGAUAUUUAUUUUUAAAAAAUUAGGUUAAAUUAGUAGCCUUAGCUAUAGGUAGCAGAAAAUGAAUCUGGCUAAUUUUAGAGAAGAGAAAUUUAUUAAACAAUAUUGGGGCAUGUAGAGCACCAUGAGGGAGGGUCAUAAGUAUCUACCCUCCUGUAAAGUCUGGAGGUCCUACUGUAUUGCCAAGAAGGGGCAGGUUGGGAGUCAGCAUGGGAGCUGCAGCAGGAGGGAGGAGGAAGUGGAGGCAUUACCAGAACUUGAGGGGAUUGGUGGAAUUGUCAGUAUGUAAAUGGAACAUGUCAUGCAUGCACAAGUACAAGCUAGCAUUCCUGGGUCAGGAGGUGUGGGGAAAUUUGCUUUGAUAGUUCAUUUAAAAAUGUUUUGUUGGGAAAUAGGACCAAAUAAUAGAAGAUCCCUAUAUCCUGUAUAUACAUGCAUCAGUACAAGAAAGUUGAAGUAGAUUGCCAAUAUUAUGUGCUCAGAAUCCUCGAUAUAGCAGGGACAAAGCAGUUUACAGCUAGAUUUUUUAAUAUAACAAAUGGCCAAGAGUUUUAGCUAAUAUAUUCUGUUACUGCUCAGUUCACGUUUAAUGACUUUACAGAACCUGAGGGAACAGAUUUUAUGGGUUAAGGAUGUACUAAUGAGUUUGGCUGGAAAUAAGUGUGAACCAGAAUAUAAGUAAGCAAGAUGGUGGUGGAACUGUUCCUCUUUAGAAUCUUUUACAAAAUCAGAGACUGAUGUUAAGGAGCCCUGGUAUUGCGAUGGUUAAACAUUUGGCUGCUAACCAAAAUGUCAGAGGUUUCAACCCCCCAGCUGUCCUGCUGGAGAAAGAUGUGGCAGACUGCUUUUAUAAAGAUUACAGCCAAGGAAACCCUAUGGGGCAGAUCUGUUUUGUCCUGUGGGUUGCUGCGAGUCAGAAUCAACUCGAGAGCAAUGGGGUUUUGUUUGUUUACGAUCUUACUAGACAGAUAAACAGAAGAAAAAUGAUAAGAGGGAGAUCACAGAAUCUCUGGUGGACUGGAAGCAAGUUGGCCACAUACUAGGAACAGUGCCCACCAUCAUGUUAUAGAAACAAUCCCAUGAAGAUAGCUGCUGCUGCAACUGCUAGUGCUACUUGGCC
Loxodonta africana (African savanna elephant) is the source of this 3486-nucleotide messenger RNA. Its product is annotated as tripartite motif-containing protein 26-like. Gene Ontology annotation, biological process: innate immune response; host-mediated suppression of symbiont invasion; protein ubiquitination. Lineage: Eukaryota; Metazoa; Chordata; Mammalia; Proboscidea; Elephantidae. Gene Ontology annotation, molecular function: protein binding; ubiquitin protein ligase activity; zinc ion binding. Bases 59 to 1690 code for a protein of 543 amino acids. Gene Ontology annotation, cellular component: cytoplasm. The record is from RefSeq and is a predicted model, not a curated record. The transcript is spliced from 7 exons.